AUGUCUUAUAAAAGCAACAGAGGACGAAGCAGAUUAUACCAAAGAAUAUCAUCUAUCUGGGAAACAACAAGAUCUCAGUCUCAGGACAGAUCAAUAUCAGAAAUGACAAUGGCACAAGUACCAGACAUGGAAUCCUAUCUAAUGGACAAUAACAGUGAAUAUGAGGGAGAUUUUUAUGGAGUUCUUUCCAAUGGAUACAAGAAAGGGGUUCACAAUUCCCACUGCAUCUCCUGUCACAGAAGGUCCUGUGUGUGCAGUUCUGGAAUACAUCUGGAGAUGGCCACAGAGGUGGAUUCUGGGUAUUCUUUCAGGAAAACCGUGGUACUCGUGGUGGCUGUUGAAAAGCUGAAAAAAGGGUUAAUUUGCAACACGGGGUUCAAAGACACAGAUUUACUAAAUCUGAUAAAUGACAUUUUUGUGCAAGAAGAAAUUUCAUAUGAGAAGACAGAAUUCACUUCCGCUUCCUUCCCCAAUUACAAGUACAUUAAAGCAAGUGAAUGCAAUAUCAGAGAUUCUCACAAUAAGUGCAUGGCUUUGCAGCAAUUCCCUGGGAACGCCAAACUUGUAGCUGUUUCGCUUCAGGGUUUAAACACCCAGAGAGAAGAGAAGAUUACCAUGUCUUUUUACGCUACUCAGAGUUUGAGCUCACACCAACAAGCAGUAACUUUGGGUCUAGCGGGGAAGAACCUCUACCUAUCAUGCACCCUUGUAGAAGGCGAAGCUCAGCUGCAUUUGGAAGAGGUCAAGGACAUUAAAGAAGUGAAAAAUGAGGACUUGUUAAGAUUUAUUUUUCAGAAGUCUGCUUUUGGGUCUAGAUUUACCUUUGAGUCUGCGGCUUGCCCUGGCUGGUAUAUCAGCACUUCUCAAGCUGAAAACGAAUUGGUCCAGAUGAAGCCUGAAGCUGAUCAAAGAUAUAUCAGAGAAUUCUUAGUCCUUUCCUAGAAUAUAUACUUAUAUAUUGCUAUAUAUGUAUAGCAUAAUCUGUUAUCCAACCCAGUAUCCUGCAUGUAUGUACUGAGUACAAGGCAGAAAUAACUAUAAGCGUCUGGUAUAGAAACAAUCUUUAUGCACACAUUGUGCUGUCAUAUUCCAGUCACAUGCAUAGUUCUAAAGAAUCAGUAUGUAAUGCAUUCUGGGAUUGAUUGCAAUGCAAUGUGGGCAUGGGUUGCAACCUUUUCACAUGCAAAACAAAAGAAAAAAUAUUUGUAACAUAAAUCAAUUAUAGCACAAUGUUCAUAUCAAAAUAUUGAAGCUCUACAUACAUACCAGACACUUGUAAAAAUGCAAACAGCAUUUAGUUUUUAUGUUUUAACUUUUAUAAAGUUUACGUUUCUCUGUGAGAGAUCAUACAAGUAGCACCGAUUGGGGUUGCUUAUUUGUUUCAGUUGAAAAUGAGCAUUAAUUUAUUUUACAUUUUGUCAUUGUAUGUUUUAUACAGUAUAUAUUUAUUCACUGCUAAUUGUAUAUAAUAUUUAAAAUUAUUUAAUUGAA
Pelobates fuscus (common spadefoot toad) is the source of this 1491-nucleotide messenger RNA. RefSeq names its product interleukin-1 beta-like. The transcript has 7 exons. Gene Ontology annotation, molecular function: cytokine activity; interleukin-1 receptor binding. The record is from RefSeq and is a predicted model, not a curated record. Gene Ontology annotation, biological process: cytokine-mediated signaling pathway; immune response; inflammatory response. Bases 1 to 942 code for a protein of 313 amino acids. Lineage: Eukaryota; Metazoa; Chordata; Amphibia; Anura; Pelobatidae.